Apaloderma vittatum (bar-tailed trogon) is the source of this 650-nucleotide messenger RNA. It is a transcript of the gene MRPS15, whose product is annotated as mitochondrial ribosomal protein S15. Lineage: Eukaryota; Metazoa; Chordata; Aves; Trogoniformes; Trogonidae. The annotation marks the transcript as partial. Gene Ontology annotation, cellular component: ribosome. The record is from RefSeq and is a predicted model, not a curated record. The transcript has 7 exons. Gene Ontology annotation, biological process: translation. Gene Ontology annotation, molecular function: structural constituent of ribosome.
CUUGCCGUCCCUUUGUUCAGACAGCCAGAUGUUACGCCAGACCUGUGAGAAGAAAGAGGAAAGACGUCCCCAGCCAUUUGGAUGAUCUCCCUCCCACAAUGCUGAAGAAAGAUUAUGCCAAUGUCCCAAUAAUAAACAGUGUUGACGAUGUAGUGAAAAGACUGCUGUCCCUGGAAAUGGCAAGCCAGAAAGAGAAGGUGAAAAUAAAGACACAGCAGCUGGUGGAGAAGGUCAGGAGGUCUCCCUACGACAAUGGCUCCUCAGAGGUGCAAAUUGCUAUGCUGACCGCCAAGAUACGCACUUAUGAGGAACAUCUUCAGAGGCACCCCAAGGAUAAAAAUAACCGUCGUCGCAUGCUGAUGGAUAUAGAUCGCCGGAAGAAACUACUUGGAUAUCUUCGCCGUGUCCGCUACGAUACCUUUGAAAAUACCUGCAAGCAGCUGAAUAUCCAGUACACCCUCCCUGCUCAGUACUCCAGGAGGAUCACCAAGCGCUGGCGGGUGAAGAAGGCUUUCUGCCUCAAGGUUUUCCAGGAGGUGCAGAAGCUGAAAGCAGCGGAGAGAAUGAAGCAGAGAAAAGAGUGGCUAGCGAGAGCGAGAGCAAGAGCUGCAAAGGAGAAAGAGGCACAGAGCGAGGGAACGCCUGUGUAG